UUGUCAAAUUCAAUUUAAAAAACAAAACGGUGAAUCGUAAAGAAAUAAUUAUUUACUUACGAAUAAUUAUUUAAAAUGACUGCAUUUAAACAAUUAAAAGAUGUCAGUAAUGCCUUCGAGCAGCAAUUGCGUGACAUAUCUACUGAAUUAUUCUCAGCAAAGAUACAAGAACCGUUUGAAGAAGGGCUAACGAACAAAUUACAAGAUUUAACUUUUUUAACUUCAAAAUUAAGGCUGUUAAAAGCGAAGCCUUUGUCUGCCUUACCACAAAUCACGGAGCGAACAAAAACAGAAGAAACUAUAAAGGAGUAUGGAGAACUGGCACAAUGGAAGGUUUUGGAACAAAGUAUAGUGAAGUCUCUGACUCAGGCACAUGCUGUGAAGGCUCUCCUCACUACGCCGGACCGUAAUCUAGAACCUGAUCUUGUGGAGAGAAAAGAACAAAUAACCACAGCACUCAAGGAGUUCCGCCACCAAGAGUCACAGCUGCGUCACCUGAAGAGUUUGGAAGCGGAGAAGGAGGCAGAGCUAGCUGCUGCAAGGAGUCUCUGGGAUCAGGAGUUGACACAGUUGAGAGAUAUGAGGGAGUCUGGCAAUUACUUCGAAGAGUAUGAUGUUACUAGUCCUAUGUAUAAGAAACUCCGCACCGUAGUCGACAAACUGGAGCUGAUGCGAUGGUUGGUCGGGAGACUGGUGACGUCACGCGGCUCCCGAGACUGGCUCGCUACACCGGACCGCACAGCGCAUCUACUACGACUGGCUACUAAGCAUAAUAAUGUUGAUACGUUUCUUAAAGACUAACGCUCAAAUACUGAAAUGCUACUCAAUUUUAGGUUGUACUUAAAUAUCGUGGCCUCGUUGGUCGAGUGGUGGCAAGUGCGACUGCCGAACAAGGGGUCUCGGGUUCGAUUUCUGGGUCGGGCAAAGUAUUGCUGGGCUUUUUUCGGAUUUUCGAAAAUUUCUCAGUAGUAGCACGGAGUCUGGAAUUGUGCCCAGUAUAUGGCAAUAGGCUCACCCCCUAUUACAUGGGUCUUAUAACAAAAAUGGUGAAAAGUGGGUGUACAUUGUAUAGCGGCAUUACGUAUCGUAAUGUACACCUCUGCCUACCCCUUCGGGGAUAAAAGGCGUGAAGUUGUGUGUGUGUUAAAUAUCGUGCUACCGGAGCUGCGGACUACCUAGCGGGUUUACCGGGGCUCCGGCUCGAAAAGCAGGAGAAGGAACGGGGUGGUUUUUAGUCAGUAAGAGUCUGACACUCCCUCUCGCCUCGCCCAAGGCGGGAGAAGUAAUUAGAUGAUUUUCCCCCAUCAAAAAAUAAAUAAAUAUCGUGCUAUCUCUGUCUUUUUAUAAAUAAUUGUUAGUGACUGAAAUGUUUUUGAGAGCGUCUUAAAAUUGGGUAGCGUUUGAGUAUUCGAACGUAAGUUUCUUUAACGUAAUAUACUUAAUAAGUUUGAAGACAAAAUAAUCAGUAGUUUUUGUACUAUAUCUCAUAUUUGGGUAGUUUCUUCACAUCACAUCAACAGCCUAUAAGUGGCCACUGCUGAUCAAAGCCUCUUCUCACACGGAGAAGGUUUGAGCAUUUAUCACCACGCUUGCCCAAGUACUUGCAAGUUAGCGUUGGGUUGGAUAGUUUUCUCAGAAAAAAAUAAUAUUUCGACUUUUCAAUACAAUAAAUUAUUCAAAAAUAAUUACACUUUCAUUCAUAGAUUUUAUGACCUACAUAAUUAUCGAUAUUU
Molecule: messenger RNA, 1733 nt
Organism: Spodoptera frugiperda (fall armyworm)
Lineage: Eukaryota; Metazoa; Arthropoda; Insecta; Lepidoptera; Noctuidae
Exons: 4
Coding region: 76-801 (241 amino acids)
Source: RefSeq, a predicted model, not a curated record